Cladocopium goreaui is the source of this 555-nucleotide messenger RNA. The record is from the annotation of a GenBank genome assembly. Lineage: Eukaryota; Dinophyceae; Suessiales; Symbiodiniaceae.
AUGGUUCUGUUAUUCCAAGACGAACCAGAUGAAGCCGUUGAACCUUGUCAACCUGUCAAAAAAAGAUCUGUUUUUGGAGAUGAACCUGAAGAAGUCUCACAAAAAAGGUCAGCCAAGGUGAGCAAGACCUUGCAGGCGUCAGUCCCCUCACUGUUUGGGGCUGAGCCAGCAGAGACCGGUGGGCCUCAUGGUUCUGCUUCAGCAAACAGCUCUUUGCGGCGGCCUCAAACAGUUCAUGUUGACUGGACAACUAUGCAGUUGUUUGCGAAUGCAACAUUUCUGAAGAAGACUGUGGAGUUGACUAAGUCAACGCCGUCAAAGAGGCCAUAUGACAACACCAAGCGCUCUCAAAAUGCUGCUCCGGCUGAGAAGACUAGCUACAAGGACAUAGCUUUGAAUCCUGCUAGACUGAAAGAUCUGAAGGCUCAACCACGUUGCAAAUGUGCUUUGAAAACUUGCUUCGAACGAUCCGAUUCAGUGGAUUCGGUCAAAUUCCUGCGUGAACUGUGGAACCUUGAGAAAUCUGAGCAAGAUAGUUUCGAUGCUAGGCUUUAA